Messenger RNA from Lasiodiplodia theobromae, 1377 nucleotides. RefSeq names its product Hlh transcription factor. Gene Ontology annotation, molecular function: RNA polymerase II cis-regulatory region sequence-specific DNA binding; protein dimerization activity; DNA-binding transcription factor activity, RNA polymerase II-specific. The coding region runs from base 1 to 1377 and encodes 458 amino acids. The record is from RefSeq and is a predicted model, not a curated record. NCBI's taxonomy places the organism in Eukaryota, Fungi, Ascomycota, Dothideomycetes, Botryosphaeriales, Botryosphaeriaceae. The transcript has 2 exons. Gene Ontology annotation, biological process: regulation of transcription by RNA polymerase II.
AUGAGCUCGCAUCACCUGCCUGCGAAGGACGAAAACCCUUUUGGAUACACCUUUAGCACCGAAGACAUCGACCAUGCCGCUGCCGAAGAGAACGUUACCGUAGCCGGCCCGCCUCUGCUCAACGACUUCCAGAACACCCAGCUGCAGAACUUCUUCGACCAGGGCCCUUUCAACACAUUCAAUUUCACUGACCUGCAGGAUCCCUCGACCGCCUUCAACUUCGACUUCUUUUCCGAGGCUCCUCCUACUUUCCACGGCACUGUCAACGAUGCCACCCAUGCCAACACCAUAUUCGGCGCGCACCUGGGCCCCGAGUACGCCGUCCCGCCCCACAGCGAUGCGCGAGGAGGAGCAUCGGACGAGGUCAUUGGCGCCGCGAAUGCCCUGCUCUCGGGCACCCAGCCGCAGCCUGAUCCGACGUAUACUGAGAAGGAUUGGGGCAACUUCAUGGGCUUGCCGAGCCCUCCGGCUUCCGCGGCUUUCACCUCUGGUACCGACCAGCGCGGCUUGACCGCUCCAGCAAAUGCCGACAAUGACAGCAAGCCUCUCAAUUUCUUCGAUCCACACAACUUUGCAGCCGUGGCCGCUUCUUCCUCUGCCUCUGCUCGGAGACGACCCGCUCCCAACUUUGGCUCCGACACGAGUUUCCAAGGGACAGGCUUCAUAGCCCCAUCAAAGGAUGACAACGUACCUCACGUUUGGGGCCGACUUCUCACCGAUCUGGCCGUGCUUCGUCCGUCGGAAAGCGGUCCAAAUACCCGCCCGCCUUCGCAGCCGAACAGCCCAAUGCAGCAGAAGCGACCUUCGCUUAGCUACCCAACCUACACCCAAGCCGCUCCUCAGGUGAAACAGCAGCCAAGCAGUCCAAAGCGUCCCCGCCUUCCUUUGGAUCUCGUUCCCAUCGAGCCUACUCCCGCCGCGUCUGAUGACGAGUCUGCAUCCGAUGGUGACAUCAGUCCUGGUGGCAGAGCCUUCAAGCGCCGUCGCACUCUCAAUGAGAACGGCCUCCCAGCCCGUCCAAGACUGGGCGACAUUGCGCCGCCUUCGGCUUCCUCGCAGCGGUCAUCCUCGUUCAGCGUCGCUGCACGCCCGAGAAAGCAGCGGGACUCCACUGUCGAGGCCCCAGCGAAGAAGCGGUCCGCUGCCAAGCAGCCUCGGGAGAAUUUGUCCGAGGAACAGAAACGCAGCAAUCACAUCUUGAGCGAGCAGAAGCGGCGCAACCUCAUCAAGCAGGGCUUUGACGAGCUGAAUGAGCUCGUCCCUGGGCUGAAGGCCGGCGGCUUCAGCAAAAGCAGCACUCUCAUGGAAGGCGCAAAGUUCCUAGAAACCCUUAUACUUGGUAAUCAGAUCCUUCGGCAGGCGCUUGGUGAUGUUUGA